Messenger RNA from Batrachochytrium dendrobatidis JAM81, 6048 nucleotides. RefSeq lists its product as uncharacterized. Gene Ontology annotation, molecular function: potassium channel activity; protein binding. Lineage: Eukaryota; Fungi; Chytridiomycota; Chytridiomycetes; Rhizophydiales. The record is from RefSeq and is a predicted model, not a curated record. Gene Ontology annotation, cellular component: membrane. Bases 1 to 6048 code for a protein of 2015 amino acids. Gene Ontology annotation, biological process: potassium ion transmembrane transport. The transcript is spliced from 6 exons.
AUGUCGUUGGCUGGUGUGCAUUCAACUAGCAUUUCCAUGAUCGCUGUGAACACCGCAUUACAAACUACAGCACCACAUCCUGUAACUGCACACCAUUCUGCAGUUGCUCAAAUGGUCUUGGGAAUCGAUGAAUUGCUAAACAUGAUUCUACAGAAUGCUGAUAUGUCUACAAUAAAGGCAUGUGUGCGCUGCUGUCGGAGAUGGCGGGCAAUUGGCAAGCCAUCACUAUGGAAGCAACUCGUUUUAACCACUUGUGGUCAAGAUCGGCCUAAAGGAUUUUUACAAAAAAUAAUUCGCAAAGCCGAAAAUCGUAUAUAUCUUGAUCUAGACAGCUUGGGAACAAUACAGUCAAUUCCCAAAAAGUUUCUUCAAACUUAUCCAGACACGCUUUGCUAUGUCCGUCAUAUCCAACUCGACUUGGCCAUGCCAUACAAUCGAUCAUCAUCGUUCCGUGACUUGUCUCACUUUCUUGGUCAGAUAUACAUUGUGGGUAUUUUAAUCUCACUGUGUCCUCAGCUUCGAUCACUUGAUGUCCGUGUUGGUCUGUCAUACAAACACAUGUUGACUACACAUCCGCAUAGUGAAACAACUCGAAUGAUCUUGACAAAUCAAACCACUUUGGAAGAUGCACUCAUUCCUGCCUCAGUUGAGCCAGCAACAAGAGCCUAUAAUCCUUAUAGUUCAUCAGAUGACAUUUUUGACGAGGCAGACGAGGAAAGUAUCAUCAAAAAUGUAUCAUACGUGCUGAUGCCAGCUAUUCGUAUACUAGAUGUAUCGAUCCAAAAAUGCAAUUUCCAAUAUGCAGUGGAUGUUGCAUGGUCAUUGAAUUUCCCAUUUUCCAAACCAUCACAAAUUAUCAUGUCUGCUGUGAUGACUACAUCUACUUUGAACGAUGCCAACGAUUUUGUAGAGCCACCACACCAUAUGGAUGGCAAUACGACCUUCAAUCAAAUGCCCAGUCUAGCAUUGAGUUCAGAUCUUUCUGAAAUGCCCAUUUCUUCUGUCAUUGCAUUCCCAACGCAGUCGCGGUUUACAGCACGGAUUUCCAGAUUCGACAUGCUGGAUGCAUCAUUAACCAAUCCAGCUCACCUCGCCAAUCUAUUAAAGCAACUUGUUUUCCUUGAAUCAUUUUCCAUUACAAAUGCAAGCAUGCCAACCACAGUCAUUUCAAUGCUUGAACGUCAUGCAUCCACUCUUCGCUUGCUUGCACUAAAGUCGCUCACCAUUUUUGACGAUACAACCUUUUUCAAUUCAUUUCUGACAAAAUCCAGUCGUCUCGAAAAGUUGGAUAUAUCAGGCUCACUCCACACCCCUUCAGCAAUCAUGUUUAAAGUAGAAAUAUACCCAUUAACCAUGCAAACUGGAUUUGCAUGUACAAAUCUACGAUCACUCAAUGUGAACUAUAUCCCGCAUCUUGGAAAUGAUUUUUUCUCCUGUCUAGGAAAGAGCUGCAAGAUGUUGCAGGAUUUAUCAUGCAGACACAACCCUCAUGUGACUGAUGGGGUAUUGUCAAGACUUGCUAAUGAAUGUCGAUUUCUUCGUCGACUAGAUCUCAACGGCUGCGUAUCAGUGACAAUCGAGGGAAUUACUUUAUUGGAAAAAGCAGCUUUACUCUGUCUGGAAUCCGUUGCGAUUGAAGAUAUUCCAAGAGUGUUGAAUGCUCAAUCAAAAGACCCAAAAUCAAUCUACAAAGAAACCCAGAUCGAUAUCAUCGACGCCAUUGUGGAUCUGGCCAUGGCGUCGCCAAAACUAUAUCGGGUCGAGUUUGGCAGGCCACGCAGAGGAUUCAACCCGAGUAUGUGUUCGUUGUGGAUUCUUCAACAUUUAUAUUGCAAGAUCCACUGUGAUUGCAUAACCCAGAGGAUUAAAGAGCAGUUUAAGCAGAUUCCUCAGCGCAACGAGCACAUCAAGAGCAUGGUUGCGAUGCUCUACAAAGAGUAUCAACAUGCAUUGGAAUAUAGAAAACAUAAGCUUGGAUCAGACGAUGAAUCUGACGACUACGUCUCGGAAGACGAGCCAUCUGUGCAUGGCAGACACUUGGGAUUCUCUAGUCUAUUUGCUCCCAAAGGCUCAAGAAAGGACGACGAACCAACCUGGAGAGAACAGCUGUCAUACAAACUGGACAGUUCUCAUCUAGCAAGAUGGUGGGAUCUCGUUGAUUCUGUGUUCAACAUGGCAUUUGUUGCAGUUUAUAUCACCAUGACUAGCUAUACUAUGGGCAGCAGGAAUCAAAUCCCUCCUCCACCCCCUCCUCCGCAGAUUCUCGAAGAUGUUGAUUUUGUCAUUGCAUUGCUGCUGUUUUUGCAAUGGGCUCCUAGACAGUACAUCUCUCUGGAUCCAAUUAAAGCUUUCUCGUCCAUGCUGACCCUAUUUUCUCUCUCGACAACCCUGCCUGUGAUCUGGGCAUAUCUCUGGCAGGAGCGAUACGAAAACUCGUUUCUAGAAGGCGGCUUGUUUGUGUUUCUGUAUCCAUUAAGAUUCUGGCGAUUGCAUAUUUCCAUUAGCAGAUGUCUAAGACCUGGAAAAAAUGUCUUGUUUCGGAUCUCUCCUAUCCUUCAAAAGACGCUUAAUAUUGGUUUAUCCAUCUUCAAUACACUGUUUACCGUGACCGCAUGGGUUCACAUCUGUCUCUAUAUCAUUCAAAAAUACUAUGAUCUCAGUUUCUUUGAUGUGUUUUACACUAUUGCCGUAAGUUCUACAAGCGGUCUGAGCACUAACAUUGUCCCAGACAACUUUUUUAGUCGAAUAAUCACUCUCUACGUCAUGAUUGUUGGCGCCAUUUUCAUCCCUACAUCUCUCUCGGAUCUCAUUAUGCUCAUUCGUAGCAAAAGCAAGUACGAUAGGCGCUAUAGUCAAUCAUCAAAUCAAAACCAUGUUCUCCUUGUUGGUCAUUUUGAUGUAGCCAACUUGCGUGAUUUUUUUAGAGAGUUUUUCUGUGAAGACCACGGCCAUAAGACAAUGAAUACGCAGAUUGUUAUGCUUAAUCCCGAGGAACCGAAUGAGGAGCUACAAGCACUUUUGACCGAUCCAAUCUAUAGUAGUCGUACUCAGUAUGUCAAGGGAAGUGCCAUGUCGUUUCAUAGUCUACACAAGGUUAGUGCUAGUCAUGCCGAAGCUGCAUUUAUUUUAUCAAGCAGAAACCGCGACGCCGAUCCUGUCGAAGAAGAUGCAAAAAGUGUCAUGCGUGCAUUGGCAUUGAGAAAAUACCACGAUUCACUCAAAGUGUUUGCUCAAAUUUUGCUUCCAGGAAACAAAACCCAUCUGGUUCACUUGGCUGACCAUACCCUUUGUAUUGACGAAUUUAUGAUGGGAAUGCUGGCUCAGAACAGUCUUGCUCCAGGAUUUUCAACCUUUAUGUAUUUGAUAACAACAUCUAUUCCUGAUCGCGCUAUAAGCAAUUUGAAACUUGACAACCAAUCUCAAUGGGUUCAAGAGUAUUUUGCAGGCGCAAGAAUGGAGCUCUACGCUGUUAAACUUUCUGCUAAAUGCUAUGCUGGUGUAAAGUUUUCUGCUGCGGUUGCACAAAUUUAUAAAGAGCAUCAUGCAGUCAUGUUUGCACUGGGGUUUGAGGACUGCGAGGAUGAUGAUGGGGAAGCUACGAAUACGAAAUCUGGGCGGGAUCCUAAGCACAAUAUUGUAUUCAAUCCAUUAAAUUAUGUGUUGAGGGGUGGUGAGAUGGCAUAUAUACUGACCACGCAUAGUCACAUUGCCUCAAAGAUUGCUUCAAAUGGGCUGUUAUGGAGUUCUGAGAGUUGGACUGGAGAGGGCGUUUUAAAUUUGAAUGACGAAACUACGCAUUCAGAUUCGGACACUGGGGAUCAUACUGUAGCUGGCUCGAAUAUGACUCCGAAUGAGGUUGAUCAAUGGGUAAAAACUUACUUGGCUGAGCUAGAUCGCGUGCGACAGCUUGAGGAACAAGCUGCUGCUGUAGCUACAGAAGCGACUAAUCAUGUUGAGGCUGUCCAAGCACCGCAAUCCGUAUCAUUUGAUCCAUCCUGUGGCAUUUCUCCACCGGAAGAUUUAAACGGCCGUAGAUCGAUGAGUUUUGGUAGCGAUGCGGAUCCUAGCACAUCGGUUUCUUUGACUUCGCCACUCUUUGGUAAUUUUAUUUCAAGAAACUCUAUAGUUGAACAUGAUGAUAGUCAGGAAAGAUCGUUUGGUUCCAGCAGCUCGUUGUUGCAAAAUUAUGAACGAAACAGUAAGAAACGCGUCAAGGCCAUUGAUGAGUUGAUUGUUCUUGGAAACGGUCAAAAAGAUGGACCAGUGGAUGUGGAGGAAGAGGCACCUACAGCCGAGCAAGUGCUAAGUAAUAUUUCUAACCCUAUUCUACCAGAAAUUCAGCCCAAGAUUGACACUCUGGUAUCUGAAGAUGAUCCGGUAGAGAGUGUUACGGAUCACUUUAGUCAAUCCCCUGCUCCCUUGUCAUCGCCACUUAAAACGGCUACAAACGAGAAAAAAAAGCGGUUGUUUUCUCGCAUAUUCGCUGGAGCUUCAUUGGGACAAUCAAAUGGCUCCAGCUCUACUAAACCCUUGAAAAUCACUGCUUCAACUGAUUCUGAAAGCAUCAGCGCAUAUGCUAGCAAUGACCUUCAAAGCGCACUGUCAGAUACUGAAUUGGUGACGCCAAAAGCAUCUGUAUUAUCAAAUAUUGCAACCCCUAUUCCACCAAAUGCGGUCCGGCCAUUAUCCGCUCAAACGCCUUUAACACCACGUCAAUCAACUCCAACAGCAUCGCAAGUUCCAAACGCUUCUCCUACCGUGGAAGUAGGAUCCGUUCCAGCAACACUUACAGGUCACCUUCUUCUCUGCUCACUCGCAGAAUCGUUUCCAAAAAAUCUAGCUUAUUUUGUUGCUCCUUUUCGCCAUAAAGAUCAUAAAUGUCCGAUUGUUCUCCUUUGCUCUGGCCCACCUUCAGAUGAAGAGUGGGAAAUUUUAUCAGCGUUUCGCAACAUAUACUAUAUCGUUGGUACACCAUUGCUUCGAAAGGAUUUACGCAAAGCAUUGGUACAGCAUGCAUCUCGUGCAAUUGUUUUGGUCAAUCCUAGUCAACAAAGCAUAUUAGACCGAUCUGCCGAUGCACCCGCGCUGCUUUCCUUGCUAAAUAUUCAGGCAAUGUGUGCAUCUUCUUCAAAAACGCCAAAGGCGUUGUCCACAAAUCAAUCUAGCCCGUCUAAUAACCAGGAACAGACCAAUGCACAGGCAUUUGCGCGGGUUUCCAAAAUUCCUCGACCACCAAGUAAUUUGGUAAACAAGGGAGCUGUUCAGUAUGCUUCUACAGCGAUACCUGUUACAUCAGCUAUUCCAGAUACUCGUACCACACCAUCACAGAAGCUAUUUAUCAUGGUCGAGUUUGUUCAUCGAGAAAAUAUGAAGUUUGUUGGAGCAUCAAACAGCGUUUCCCCAUCAUCGAACCUACCCCAUCCACAGACGGGAUCUGGUAGCGAUGUGAAUGACAUUCACGGACAAAACAUGAUUCCGGCAUUUGUGGGUGGACAUGUUUUUUCUCAAAGCUUGUUUCACUCGAUUCUCUGCCAAACGUAUUAUAACGAAUAUCUUUUACGUGUACUGAAGAUGUUUUUGUUCAAUGGAACAACGGCGACGACCAAAGUUCCUGUAGGGUUUGCCAGUGAUGGGAUGCAAGGGUCGAUGUAUGGCGGAAUGGGGCAGACGGCUCAGUCAUCGUUUGAGCAGCUUGGUCUAACUGAUGAUCAAAUUGCAAUGCAUGACUCGGACAACCACGGAAACUUUUACCAAGUUCAUAUGCCGUCAGAUGGCAGAUUCUCUGGCUUGCUGUAUGGAUCAUUCUUUGGGUACAUUGUGAUGCGAUAUGGUGCAAUACCAUUAGGAUUGUAUCGUCGCACGGUUGAUCGAGGCACCACUUACACCGGGUCGAGUGCAUUUGGAAAUAGCCGGGAAACUAAAUUCAAACGGAAUAGGACACCUCAAGUUGUCAAGUACGUGCUUGUAAAUCCUGCUCCAGAUAUUGUUAUCCAUCGAGAUGACUCAGUGUUUUUACUUGCAUCAAAACGACCCAAUUGGGAUUCUUGA